Colletotrichum truncatum is the source of this 1101-nucleotide messenger RNA. Its product is annotated as hydroxymethylglutaryl- lyase. NCBI's taxonomy places the organism in Eukaryota, Fungi, Ascomycota, Sordariomycetes, Glomerellales, Glomerellaceae. The record is from RefSeq and is a predicted model, not a curated record. Gene Ontology annotation, molecular function: hydroxymethylglutaryl-CoA lyase activity. Gene Ontology annotation, biological process: ketone body biosynthetic process; L-leucine catabolic process.
AUGUUUUCUAUCCGUCCAGCGAUCUGUAGGGCAUGCAGAAGGACUCAGCUCCGCCCCUUACGAGGUCUUGCAACCGCCAACGGCCCAAUUCAGCAGCCGCCCCGCGACAACUACGUCAAGCUUGUUGAGGUCGGCCCUCGAGAUGGUCUGCAAAACGAAAAGAAGGCGAUACCCCUCGCCACCAAAAUUGAACUGAUUGAGAAGCUUGCGAGAACUGGAGUUUCAACGAUUGAAGGCGGAUCUUUUGUCUCUCCCAAAUGGGUCCCCCAGAUGGCCAACUCGAACGAUAUCCUAGAGCACAUUCUCACACGAAAGGUUUCUUCGCCUUCACAAAUAUCAUACUCCUUCCUCGCCCCCAACACCAAGGGGUUGCAAAACGCUCAGGCUCUGCUGGCAAAGUACCCGGGCGCCUUCGCAUCGCAGCUCCAGCCAUCGUCCGAUGCGUCGACACCCGCAGUUGAAGUCGCUGUGUUCGCAGCUGCUACCGAGUCUUUUUCCAAAAAGAACCUGAACUGCGACAUUGCGACAUCUUUGGACCGCUUCCGUGAGGUUAUUCGUGAAGCGAAAGCAGCUGGUCUCCGCGUUCGCGCAUACGUUUCUGUCGUCCUUGGCUGCCCCUUUGAGGGCUACGAUGUCGACCCUCACAAAGUGGCCGAGAUCGCAACGGACUUGCUCGAGUCUGGCGCUGACGAGAUCUCUUUGGGCGAUACUACCGGUAUGGGCACUGCGCCGCGGACCAAGGAACUGCUGAACUGCAUGCGGGCAGCGGGCAUCAGGAACGAGGACAUUGCGAUGCACUUUCACGACACAUAUGGUCAAGCACUAGUCAACACCGCCGUGUCGCUUGAACAUGGCAUUCGCACGUUCGAUAGCAGUGUCGGUGGACUUGGAGGGUGCCCUUACAGUCCUGGUGCUACUGGAAAUGUGGCUACGGAAAAUAUGAUAUACUUCAUUGAAAGUUUGGGUAUGGAUACUGGUAUCGAUCUGGAUGCUAUGGCAGACAUCGGUGCCUGGAUCACCGGGGAGUUGGGUAAGAGUAACGACAGCACUGUUGGCAAGGCCGUUUUGGGGGCCAGAGCUCGUGAGGCGACAGCAGCGUAG